Molecule: messenger RNA, 5838 nt
Organism: Trichoplusia ni (cabbage looper)
Lineage: Eukaryota; Metazoa; Arthropoda; Insecta; Lepidoptera; Noctuidae
Gene: yl
Product: vitellogenin receptor-like
Exons: 36
Coding region: 326-5770 (1814 amino acids)
Molecular function (GO): protein binding; calcium ion binding
Source: RefSeq, a predicted model, not a curated record
AUAAAGUAGAUAAUUAUUUAUAUUGAAUUGCUAUAAGUUUUGUUGUUUUUAGAAUCAGUUAGUAUAAGUGCUACACACGAAUUAAUUUAACAAACGAUAAAAUUAUUUAAAAACCGUUUCUAAUGAAAUGUUUUCCAACAUGCGGGUAGUUUGAAAUCCAGCUAAUUGUGAAUUAAAAUUUUGUAAUUUCCGUCCUGUUACACAUCCACCUUGUCAGCAACCACGUGAAUUAAUUAACAUCUCAAUUAUAUAAUUAUUUAUUUACAUUUAAGUAUCAUUUUUUACAUUUUAUUUAUAAAUGAGACGACCGUAUUAAUUUUACAAAAUGAAAGCACAAUGCAUAAUACUUAUAAUUUGCGUCACGUGGUGUUCAGCUCAGUUCAUAGAUGAUAUGCAGGAGAUGUUCGACUUGCCUUGUCUAGAGGAUGACAUGUUCUUGUGCAUGGAUGGAGGGUGCAUUGAACAGGCGCAGUACUGCGAUGGCAUCUCACAUUGUGAUGAUAACUCCGAUGAGAGCAUGUGCCUGUUCUCUCAAAACGACAUAGUCGCUUGCAACGUGACACACCAGUUCGAAUGCCGCGACAAUAAGAGGUGCAUCCCACGUGCUUGGAUCUGCAACAAUGAGACAGACUGUGAUGAUGGUAGCGACGAGUUCAACUGCACCGUGACUCUGCCAGAAAUUACAAAUUCUACAUGCAAAGGGUUCAAAUGCCUCGACGGGCAGUGCAUCUCAUACUUGUGGCUGUGCGACGGCGUUUACGACUGCAACGACCGGAGCGAUGAGAACGCAGAGGAAUUAUGUCGUCACUUGAGGUACCCGCACGCGAUCCGCGACGGUUCGUACUGCCACGAGCUGCCCGCCGUCGGCGAGAGGAACUACAAGUGUCUGGACUCCUCGUACUGCCUGCCCAGCUUCCUCAUGUGUGACGGCACUAAGGACUGCCGAGACGGCAGUGAUGAAGGACCCUUUUGUGAGAACUGGACCACCAUGUGCUCAAACUACAUCUGCGCCGGCAACGACACAGAAUGCUCGCCAGACCGCUACGGGCCCACCUGCCUGUGCGUGCCCUCGCUCUCCAUGCGACAGUACAACUACGUCACGAAGCAGUGUGAUGACGUCAACGAGUGUCUCCUUGAGCGGCCGCACUGCUCGCACACGUGCGUCAACGCUGAUGGUCAUUACACCUGCGAAUGUGAUCCCGGGUAUACCAAGGACGAGUUCGGUUACUUGUGUUAUGCUAAUGGGCCCGAAGCAAUGUUGUUCUUCAGCACCCGAAACGACAUUAGAUAUUUGAAGAUCAAGUCUAAGCAGAUGGUUACUGUGGCCACUAAUAUUAAACAGGCCCACGGUGUAUCAUUCGACGGCACUUACAUUUACUGGGUGGAGACCGCAGAAGGUCAUCAGUCCAUAUUCAAGGCACAGCUUGAUGACGUCAAGGAUACUAAGCAGGUACUAGUAGGUCUUGGUCUAGAAGACCCGGGCGACAUAGCGGUGGACUACCUGGGCGGUAACAUCUACUUCAGUGACGCGGAGCGCGGCAUCAUCUCCGCGUGUCGAGUGGACGGCUCCAUCUGCACAACCAUCAAGACUGACACCAAGCAUCCCAAGUUCGUCACUCUCGAUGUUAGGAAUGGUAAAAUGUACUGGGCGGAUUGGAACCGGCGCGCCAUCAUAAUGUCAGCGCGCAUGGACGGCAGUCACCCUGACGUGCUGGUCGACAACAUGGAUGUGUUCGCCACAGGACUGGCCAUCGACGCCCCUAACGGACGCCUGUACUACGUCGACAAAACUGUUAAAGUUGUGAUGCUUAAUGGGAAACAUGUUUAUAAACUGUUCGACGAGCCUUUCCACUACCCGUACUCCAUCGCCGUGUUCGAGAACACGGUGUUCUGGAGCGACUGGACCACCAACACCAUACAGACGACGGACAAGCUUCACGGCAGCGCGCAGAAGAGGAACGUGCUGCUGAGUCUUGAUACGGCUCCGAUAGGCAUGCACAUGUACCAGCCAGUGCUGAUGAACACCUCAAUGAGUCCGUGCAGCAACAACAACUGCUCGCACCUCUGCCUCGUGACGUCCAACACGACGCACGUGUGCGCCUGCCCCGACGGCAUGGAGAUCAUGUAUAAUACGUGUCAUCACAUCGGUAAUUACCGUGCGAAGUACCUGGUGGUGGGCGGCGGGCAGCUGUUCUCGCGGCUGCAGUACGACGCUCUCGGCAACCCCGAGUGCCACGCCACGCACUUCGACAUCGGCCGCGUGCAGGCCAUGGCAUACGACAACUGUAGAGAUUCGUUAUUCAUAUUCGACGGACAGCGGAAGACGAUCAACUACAUAAACAUGACGGACUUCACCCUCGGCAUCACGCACCUGUUGGCCUACAAUAAUCUGGAGGAUGUAGUCGACAUGGAUUACGACUACGCGACGGACUCCCUGUACGUGCUGGACGCAGGUCGCCACGUGCUGGAGGUGAUCUCCUUGAGGACGCAGAAGCGGGCGCUGGUGCACCGCUUCCGAGACCUGGAGACACCUAUCAGCUUCUGUGUGAUGCCGGACUAUGGUAAGCUGAUGGUGGCCGUGGUGGAGAGCGACUUCAAUCACAACGUGCACAUCGACAGCAUUGGACUGGACGGAGAGGGACGGAGACAUGUCGUCAUGAACAACUUGAAGGGCCCUCACAUUCGCCUUCGCUAUGUCCAGCACAUGGAUGUCGUGUUCCUAUCUGAUGAGAGCAACUUCGUCAUCGAUUAUAUACACCCAGAAGGUACAGGUAGGGAGAGUCACAAGAAGCUGUCGACGACGGUGACGAGCCUGGCCAUAGCAGACAACUACGUGUUCUGGACCGACCGGCGCACGCCGCGUCUGUUCUGGUCGGACAUACACGAGACCUCUCAAAAGAUACGCAGGAUCGAAUUAGCUCUUUUCCCAAACAACACUCAACUUCUACUCCAAGCAACUACUGGUCUCCCCGACCCUAAGGAUCCACUGUUAAACCAUCCUUGUCUCAAGAACCCAUGUUCAGACGUCUGCGUCCAGAAACCAAGGAGAAAUCCUCAUGAAAUGACGGGAUAUGAAAUGGGCUACAAAUGUUUAUGUCCCCCUGGUCUCUUGGUGAAGAAUGGCCAGUGUGUGGCGUUGGCUGAUUGUGAAGCUGAUGAGGUGUUGUGCCAUCGAAGCAAUGUUUGUGUUAAGAGGAAUCAGAAAUGUGACGGUAAGGUGGACUGCCCUGAUGGCGAAGAUGAGGAAGGCUGUAUAAUGGAACCAGCCAAAUUAUGUUCACCAGACGAGAUCUAUUGCGACGGUUUAUGUGUAAGCAACAACGAGGCGUCGUCAUGCUCUUCUAUACCAACCGAAAAACACCCCAGUACUUCGGUAUCCAACUGCAGCAGCACAGAGUUCGCCUGCAGCAGCAGUUCCAUCUGCCUGUCUCGGUCCCAGCUGUGUGACGGCCGCCGUGACUGUCCCGACGGCGCUGACGAGCAGGCCUCCAAGUGUGACACACUAUCUUGCUUCGAUACCGAGUUCAUGUGUGCUUCUGGCUCCUGCAUUCCAAAGACAUGGAAAUGUGAUGGCGAUGAGGAUUGUAACGAUGGUUCUGAUGAAGUUAAUUGCGUGAACAUGACCUGCAGGCCAGGUUUCUAUCAGUGCCGGGAUAGAGAGUGCAUUGAGCUUCGGAAACGCUGUGACGGCCAUCAAGAUUGCUUUGAUUAUUCGGAUGAAGAAGACUGCGAAGAUCCUUCUCAAGAUGAGACACCGAGUGACAUACCAAGCUGCGCGCCCUGGGAAUACAGCUGUGAACGCAACAGUAGCAUUUGUUUGCCACCCACCGCUCGUUGCAACAUGAAGGUCGACUGCCCGGGCAGUACAGACGAGCACGGCUGCGACUUCCGCUGCGCGCCGCACGGGUUGUUCGCGUGCAGUCAGCAGCUCAACUGUCUCACCAUGGAUAAAGUGUGUAAUGGCCACCCGGAAUGUGUGGACGGCUCUGAUGAGACACCUGAAGCUUGUGGAAGAGUAAACAAGACCUCCCACCUGUUCCCGACCACCCUGGUGUACACGGACUGCAUCGACGGGUACCGCUGUAACAACGGGCACUGCAUCGAGUGGGAGCAGCUCUGCGACGGCACCAACAACUGCUUCGAUGGAUCAGAUGAGAACGGACUCUGUCCCACAGCAUGUGAGAACAACACCUGCUCAUUCUCGUGCCAGCCGACGCCGCUGGGCCCGCAGUGCUCCUGCCCCAUCGGGUUCCGCCUCGAGACCGACCAGACCACGUGCGUGGACAUCGACGAGUGCAAGUCUGAAGUCUGCUCACAAGUCUGCAUCAACUUCCUCGGGUCCUUCCUAUGUUCUUGUCAUCAUGGAUACGCGCUUAGAUCUGACCGUCGCUCAUGCAAGGCUCUCCGCGGCAACAUGUCCGUGCUGUACGUGUCCGGCAACACGGUCCGGUCCGUGUCCGCGGACGGGUACGGCGCCGUCGAGUUCACCGAUAAGGAUGUCGCGACCAUCACUGAUAUGGACUUUAAUGUCAGGAGUAACAAGCUAUACGUGACGUCAACGGAAGCAGGCAAGUUGUUGGAAGUGAACAGCACACAUAACGUCAUCACUGUUACCAACGUGGGGAGACCUUCCAGGGUGGCAGUGGACUGGGUGACAGGCAACGUGUACUUCAUAGACAGCACUCCGUCUGACAGCCGCGUGCGAGUCUGUCAUGUGAAGAGGAAGCGGUGUGCCAGUCUACAGCCGCUGCCGUCUGAUGCUAAGGUGACUGCCCUAAUCGUGGAGCCAAGUUCCCGUCGCAUGUUCUACUGCGUGACGCGGGAGCUGGAGUCCGUGUUGUGGUCAGCGUCACUCGCCGGAGGUCACGUGACGCACCUGACCACGGUCCGCAACUGCACGGGCCUCGCGGUGGACCCCUUCAAGAAGAAGCUCUAUGUGGCCGAAACAGGGCCCGCGCAUAUUAUAGAAAUGGACUAUGAAGGGGAGAGCCACAAGAAGAUUCUAGCAGACCACCCACAACUGCAAGCACCGCACGGGCUAGCAAUAUUUGAGGACCACAUCUACUACCUUGUAGCGAACUCAUUCCGCCUCAGCCGAUGCCUCCUCUUCGGGCCCAAACACUGCGAGACUUACAUCUACAGGGUGUUUGACGCCAACACUUUCGUCAUCAGACAUGAGAGUGUCCAAAGGGAUGAUUUGGAAGAUGGCUGUAAGGAUGUUGUGUGCGGUAACGUUUGUGCUAUGGAUGAAGACGGCCCGAAAUGCUUGUGUGAUGAUGGAGCGUUGGCUAAAGAUGGCAUGUGCCCUGUUUUGGAUAAGAAAUUCCUACCAUUAUUCAACGGCUGGUCAUACGAGGAGCUGGCGAGCGCCCACAGCGUCUCCUUCACCGUCAUCACCGCGGUGAUGGUGCUGGUGGUGAUCUACCUCUGCGUCUUCGUCUACUACCACUUCGUGUACAAACCCAGGAAGAACAGAGCUUCUGCUUACACUGAAGUGAGAUUCCAAAAUACAUCGUUGGAUAGUUCGCCAUAUCACAAUAACACAACUGUGACCCUGACAACUGAAAGCGGCCUCUCGCACGAGUUCGUCAACCCUCUGCAAUACGUUAGAAACAUGUUCUAUGGGUCCUUCAGAAGACAAGGUGGCAAACCAAACUUUACUGAUGGUGCAACUUUUACGAUACCAAUCUCGCCACCCCAGCAAGACUUGUCAGAUACGGAAUCAGAUUUGGAUGACAAGGAACACAAAAGAAUUUUACGAAACAAAUAGAUUUUAUAUCCCAAUCCCAUUUCUAUUAGUACCAGCUUGUAAGUCCCACGGGUGGGCAAAGCUCUCUA